AUGUCAGUGAUACAUAACAACAUCUGUGCUGUAGACACAGCCCUUGAUAAGCUCAAGCAACAAGUCGAUGAUCUGCAUUUCAACACCAGAAACAUAGCCGAGCAGACUGGCCAAAAUAGCAUCCAUGCGUCGCAAAUCAACUCACUGGCUAGAACAAUCGAUUCUCUCUCAGUCACCUCCAAGACCCAUCCAGUACUCCAAGCCGAUCGGAUUGCAGCCCUGCUCUCGGCAAUUCCAUAUGCCGCCCUUGAACCAGACGACCCCUCUAAUCCGCUCAGCGCACAUACGGCAGACCUACUGUGGCUCUUAGCGGCGAAGGCAGCGGUGCAGACUUCGGGGGCGGUGUUGAACGUUCUUCUAGAGCAAAUCAUCAAAUUGAAUGGCGAAAUUAGUUACUGGGAGGAUGUCCUCAGCUCCCGUUUCAAUAUCGGGUUCUAUACGCUCCAAACAUUGCCCGUGAGGGUUUGGCAUAAAACUUCGAGCGCUUUCAUCGCCAGCGCUCAUGAAGACAUCACGAGUUCUCCUGCCCCCCUCAGAGAAACAUGGAUGGGGUUUUACAAUUCGGUUCGUGGGUGCUUGCGCCAACCCUGGCAGUUCUUACCAAAGACAAUGCUUCUUUCACCGCUUCUCGCAUCUAGGUCUGGAAUAUACCGAAAGCGAGACUCUCUGAGGGAAAUGAAGGAUCUCAAUGCAGUCGGCAUUGGGAUCCUGAUGAAGGAAUGCAUAUCACAACAUAUCACGCGCGAAUACGUUGACGACAGAUUGAGUGGUCAUUUUGACGGUCUCUGGCGUGAUGAGGUAUCCAGGAGUGUUGCAUUGAUGGCCUCCUUUCUUGAACAACCCCAAGAAAAAAACAACCCACAACUUCGCAAGAAUUUAAUCUCGGAAACCGACGAAUCAAUCGCCUCUCGCCAAUUGCACCGCGGCGCUCAUCAUGCUUGUCAGCCACCCGCAGUUGUGAUCGAACGGCUCAGGCACAUACAUGAGAACCUCCUUCCGAAACACCUUACACUUUCAGCGCGUACUAUUACUAACUCGGGACGGCCCCCUCGCAUCGUGCGCUACUGGUUGCCCAUAACUGUUGCCAUAUUUUCGACAAGUACCGUGUUCAAGUUUCUAGCAGAUCGACACCGGGAGAUCAUCAGAUGGGUCGUAGAUAUUGGAUCAACAACCGUACAAUUUUGGAACAACUGGGUUGUGCAUCCAAUUCAACGGCUAAUCAGAACUAUUAGGCACGACGAGAACAGCGAAAUCGCAUUGAUGAGCAGGAAUAGCCUAGAAGCUGAUCGAGCGAGUCUUGAGAGAAUGGUUGUCGAUUUCACUCUCGAUCAGAGAGAGUCGCAAAUUGGAAAUCCUGACAUAAACACAAAUGCAAUUACUGAAAAGGUCCGAGAAGGGGAUUUGACACCAGUUCUAAGGGCAUAUGAGAAAGACCUGCGGAAUCCUUUUAUUGGAACAAUCAAAGGUGAUCUUGUGCGCGCCCUCCUGAUUCAGAUUCAGAAAACAAAAGUCGAUGUCGAAAUCGCUAUAGGCGGUAUCGAUUCGCUCCUGAAGAGCCAGGAGCUUGUUUUUGGAUUCGUUGGACUGACACCUGGGAUCAUGGUGUCGUAUGCAUUCCUGCGAUGGAUCUGCGGGAUUUUCAGCCCCAGACAGGGGUUGAAAGUCGGUAGGAAGGAUGAAUUCAGACAUGCUAUGAGGAAUGUUCACCGUACCGCAACAUCAUCCCUAACAGCAGUCGGCCUCUCAGCAUACAAAGACCUUGGUCUUCUUAUUUGUGACUCAGAAGUCCUCCUUCAAAAGGCCAAAAUGAUCCUUAAAGGGGCAGAUCUUCGUGCAUUUCAAGAAGAUGUUGGUGAUCUGGUCGACCAGAAUAGAUCUGGCAAGCAACUUGAUGUGGUUGCGCGAAUGGGGUGGGUGUAUUCAAAAUGGCUUCAAUAA
Aspergillus melleus is the source of this 1938-nucleotide messenger RNA. RefSeq names its product NCA2 family protein (gene NCA2). The transcript is spliced from 4 exons. The record is from RefSeq and is a predicted model, not a curated record. Gene Ontology annotation, cellular component: mitochondrial outer membrane. Bases 1 to 1938 code for a protein of 645 amino acids. NCBI's taxonomy places the organism in Eukaryota, Fungi, Ascomycota, Eurotiomycetes, Eurotiales, Aspergillaceae.